UUCUUUUUUUUUUGGUCAGGAUGUUGAUCCAUUUUCGGAGUUACAAAUUUCAUAUAUACAGAAAUCCGUUCCAUUUUAUAGACCUUUUCUUCUUUCUUUCUUUCGACCUUGAGUGUUCAAGUUCUAUCCAAAUUCCAAAUCAUGUUGUUGGUAAAGAAAAGAAGAAAAAAUUAUUGGGUGGACGGGAUAUUGAACCCGACGUGAAACGAACACGCAACCUUCUGAUCUGGAGUCAGACGCGCUACCAUUGCACCACGGAUCCACCGGUUACAAAGACCUGCAUGUUUAACUUAAAUAAAGUAUCAUAAGUAAUUUCAUUUGUUUCGUGGGCGGGAGUUCAUCAAUUUGAAAGGUCACCAUUGUCACAUCCCAGAGCACCACAUCUCCUUGUUCUCAUGCGCUGAAAUUGAAAAUGAAGGGUGAUAACAGCGAUUCGUUGCUGUUGAAGUUGGAAGCACCAACGAGAGACGCCAUCUCCAGAGUCCGAUUCGCUCCCCACUUCAACAACCUCCUCAUCUCUUCUUGGGACUCCAGUCUUCGGUUGUACGAUGUGGACGCUUCAUUGCUCAGACUUGAAGCUCCUUCCGAAGCUCCCCUCCUCGAUUGUUACUUCCAUGACGAAGCCGUUGCUUUCUCCGCCGCCUCCGAUGGCUUAAUUCGAAGGUAUGAUCUGGAUUCAGGAAUUAUUGAUACAAUGGGUGGUCAUGAUGAUAUAGCAUCGUGCAUUGGAUAUUCCAGUGAAACAUGUAAGCUAUUGACCAAAUCUUUGAUGCCCUUUUAUAGUUGUAACCUUCACCUUUUAAUUUUUCAUUUAUUGAUAAUGUUGGGCAUAUCGGCAACUAAUUAAUAAUCCUUCAUGUUGAUACUGUUGCUCUCAUGUUUAAGCAUAUAUGAACGAAUACGAAUAAUUCAUACAUGUUACUGAAAACCUCUGAGACAGGUUGUAUAGCAAACUAAAUGUUCAUUUAUCUUUUACAACAAACUUUCAACAAUAAGCUUUUGACUGUUUCUGAACAGUCGAGUAGAUAUUCAUACGUAGAGCUCAAUAAAUUAUUGGUUACGAAGAA
Arachis ipaensis is the source of this 1067-nucleotide messenger RNA. Its product is annotated as mitotic checkpoint protein BUB3.3-like. Lineage: Eukaryota; Viridiplantae; Streptophyta; Magnoliopsida; Fabales; Fabaceae. Gene Ontology annotation, molecular function: protein binding. The record is from RefSeq and is a predicted model, not a curated record.